AGCGGGCAGGGCCGGGCCUUCCCGGGCCCGGCCGCCCGCCGGCCCUGCCCCCCCCUCCUCCUCCUUUUCUUCCUCCUCGUCGUCCUCUAACACCGCCACCAUAGCUCCCUUGCCUCCCCGUUGCCGCCGCCCCCCAGCCGCCACCAUGCAGGAGCUCAUCGCCAGCGUGGAUCACAUCAAGUUCGACCUGGAGCUGGCCGUGGAGCAGCAGCUGGGGGCGCAGCCGCUGCCUUUCCCCGGCAUGGACAAAUCAGGUGCAGCUGUCUGUGAAUUUUUUUUAAAAGCAGCUUGUGGCAAAGGAGGGAUGUGCCCGUUCCGACACAUCAGUGGGGAAAAGACAGUGGUUUGCAAACACUGGCUACGGGGGCUGUGCAAAAAGGGAGACCAGUGUGAGUUCCUGCACGAGUAUGACAUGACCAAGAUGCCUGAGUGUUACUUCUACUCCAAAUUUGGGGAAUGCAGUAACAAAGAAUGCCCCUUCUUGCACAUUGACCCGGAGUCUAAGAUCAAAGACUGUCCCUGGUAUGACAGAGGCUUCUGCAAACAUGGUCCCCUCUGCAGACACCGGCACACUCGGAGAGUCAUUUGUGUGAAUUACCUCGUAGGAUUCUGCCCAGAGGGACCUACCUGUAAAUUCAUGCACCCCAGGUUUGAACUGCCAAUGGGAACCACAGAGCAACCACCACUGCCUCAGCCAACACAAACCCAGCAAAAGCUGGCAGAGCACCCACACAGACUUGAAGGAAAAUUGAGGACACCCCAGGUCAUUGGAGUCAUGCAGUCUCAAAAUAACAACACUGGAAACAGAGGACCCAGGCCACUGGAGCAGGUCACCUGCUACAAGUGUGGUGAAAAAGGUCAUUAUGCCAACAGAUGCACCAAAGGACACCUGGCCUUUCUCAGUGGACAGUGAGAGAGCAGAACGAAGAGUGCAGGGGAGCUGUUAGCACUGAGAAAAGGUUUCUGCCUAGCACCAUGUCUUGAACUAUUAAUCAGGUUGUUUUUUAAUGCCAUUACUGAAAGAACUGGUCAGAGGCUGGCUGCUGCUAAGCAACGUUUUUGUAAUUGUCCACAACUUUUUUUUUUUUUUUUGGUAUGUUUUAACCUUUUUAAAAAUAGAUUUUGGCCUCAGCCCCUUUUCAUUGAGCCCUGCCAGAAGGCAGAAUCUAAAAGCAAACAGCUCUGGAAUCCCCCCCCCACCACUGCAGCACUCUACAUAAAUGCAUCUUCUGCCACUGUUUCUUUGAAGUGUUUUCCUUCUGCCACUUCUCUUUGGAAAACCUGCAGCGUUUCAGCCCUCCCUGUGGGAAGCAGGAAGACUUGACUGGGAAAACUCAUCCUUGGGAUGCCUUCCUUUCAGGGAGGAAGCAGGGAUUCUGCUGUCCUGUAGCUCUUAAAAAGUCAGGUUGUGUCCCCAGCUCCAGCUUGCUGUAGUGGUCACACUGGUGGCUGAUUUGAGGUGUCGUGUACAUCAGGCUGUAGAACUCUUCAUCCACGUGUUUGUUUCUUUGCUUCUUGCUAUGCUGAGGGUCAGGAAUUCAUCUUCUGGGGCCAAGGGGAGAAUAAAUUGGCAUCUCUCUGCUUAGCUAAACCAUGAGGAGGAAGUGUUGUAGGAAAGCCACCUCUGUGCUUGUUUUUCCUUUUGCAAAAAGCCAGGAGGGAAAUGAACACAGCUUGAAAAGUAGGAGUAAAAGAGCCUUUUCUGAGCCCCCCUCACCCAGCUCACACUGAGCAGGUAUUUCCAUAGCCUGGAGAAGACCAAGGAGUGGAGGUGUAUAUUCUUGUGGAACACUGCUUUUAAAAGUGGUAGAGCACUCUUCUGAGAGCAAUUUUUGCCAGCCAAACCCUUUCAUUUUGUGAGAAGACUGUUUCAGAAGGGCCAAUGAUAAAAUGUGAAUUAAAAAAAAAAAAAUUUCACCUA
Messenger RNA from Calypte anna (Anna's hummingbird), 1921 nucleotides. It is a transcript of the gene CPSF4, whose product is annotated as cleavage and polyadenylation specific factor 4. Lineage: Eukaryota; Metazoa; Chordata; Aves; Apodiformes; Trochilidae. The record is from RefSeq and is a predicted model, not a curated record. The coding region runs from base 146 to 913 and encodes 255 amino acids. The transcript is spliced from 9 exons. Gene Ontology annotation, molecular function: zinc ion binding; RNA binding.